This is a messenger RNA of Anneissia japonica, 6498 nucleotides long. RefSeq names its product synaptotagmin-11-like. The coding region runs from base 491 to 1840 and encodes 449 amino acids. Gene Ontology annotation, cellular component: axon; membrane; synapse. Gene Ontology annotation, biological process: regulation of dopamine secretion; vesicle fusion; regulation of calcium ion-dependent exocytosis. The record is from RefSeq and is a predicted model, not a curated record. Gene Ontology annotation, molecular function: clathrin binding; phosphatidylserine binding; calcium-dependent phospholipid binding. The transcript is spliced from 4 exons. NCBI's taxonomy places the organism in Eukaryota, Metazoa, Echinodermata, Crinoidea, Comatulida, Comatulidae.
UGCAUGGUACCCCUCUGGCCUCUUCCCGUCUUUGCUAGUUAUCAGUAUGAUAAUACUGCAUCACUACAUCUCAGCGUAUAUAUCUUGCAGUUGAGCGAUGAUAUUUGAUUGAUGAACAACAUGAAUAAUCAAUGCAACCGAAAGCGCUCAACAACUGGCCGAGGCCGAGAUCUCGGCAACACAGGAAUACAACGUAGAUUUCCUUCGUGCAUAAUCAUUGUUGUGCGUUAACGUCGCUAUACACUAAAACGCCUGAAGUCUCGUAAUAUUCAGAGUUUAGCGCCUGGAACAAUCCUUUGCUAAAUGUAGCAUAUCCCACGCACUCCUACGGUUUCACUUAUUCGAUAUUUACAAGCGACACUUUAAGAUCCACCUGGCAUCGGAGUCAUCAACCACUGUUACGCAUCCAAAUGCAUGGAAAAGGAAAUAAUUUUUUGCACAUGGCUGGACGACUGCCAUUAAUUUUAUUUAGCUAGUGCUUUCUAUAUUCAUGAUAUUCACUGAUUACUAUUUUCAAUCUUCAAAGAGAUCUGUAGCGGUGAGGUGCCUCAUAUUAAAUUUCUGUUGUAUCUCAGUGUCAGCUACAGUAUUGGUGGCCAUUUUCGCAGCUUCGUUCACCGUGUUCAUAUUUCUCGUCGUGGGGUUUUAUCAUUACUGUCGACGUCGUAAACAGUCUCCAUUUCCUACGAAUCCAAAUCGAUCUUACGUAACCAAGAGUUAUUACACAAAAGCAAACAGACCCGUCAGUAGUCCAGAGAGUCUAUCGUCGCCAGACUUUCCAUCGGACUACGCGCCGUCAAUGUCAUCUCUCCACCCGUCCCCGUCCUUUUCAUCACAAUCUAUAUCAUCGCUUGAGCGUAAGCAAACCAUCAAAACUAGAACAUACUCUGGAAGUACAGGUAGCAUGAUAGACCCAACGACACUGAAUAAGGAAUGCUACUCAGAAGAUGGCUGCGAAAGCACAUGUGCCACUGAGGAAGAAACCUCUCCUAGGCUUAGCGAACCUGGAGCGCUAGGGGAACUCGAUUUCACCGUCGAAUACAACUCUGCAAGACAGACCUUCCUUGUGACUAUCCAUAAGGCAUGUAAUUUACCUAAGCGAGAUCCGUUGGCAUCUGGUUGUACUUCAGAUCCCUACGUUAAGCUUUAUCUUCUACCAGAAAAGAAGCAUAAAGUGAAGACAAGGGUGAUGAGAAAAACUUCGGAUCCUGUGUACGAAGAAACUUUUUCAUUUUUCAACCUGGAGUACUACCAGCUUCAAGGAAUCACCCUGCAUUUCGUAGUAAUGAGCUUCGAUCGCUUCUCACGUGACCAGUUAAUUGGCGAGGUCGUUGUCUCUACGGCAAAUGUAGAUCUUGGGCAAGGUCCAGUGCACAUGACGAAAGAAAUAACACCAAGAAAACCAAGGGUAGCCAAGAGUCAAGGACGUGGCGAGUUAUUGGUAUCCCUAGGCUACCAGCCAGCAUUAAAUAAACUUACUGUCGUCGUGCUGAAAGCUAAAAAUUUACCAAAGAUGGAUGUUACUGGACUAUCUGAUCCAUAUGUGAAGAUCUACCUGAUGUAUGGAACGCAGCGUUUGGCAAAAAAGAAGACCCGGUUAAAGAAGAGAACACUGAACCCCGUUUUCAACGAAUCAUUCAUGUUCGAUGUUCCAAUCGAUGGGCUCGAGAAUGUCCACUUAGAAUUUCAUGUACUUGAUCAUGAUCGUGUCACUAAAAAUGAAAUUAUCGGGCGGCUGGACAUCGGCAAAAAUGCUAAUGAGCUAGAGGCUAAACAUUGGGAUGAUAUAGUCCAGAAUCCACGGCGACAAUUUGCAGAAUGGCACGCCCUCAAAGCAUGAAUAAUAUUAACUGGCUAUCAACUGCCUGUGUUUGUUGUAUUAUGUGUGAGAAUUCGGCUAUCCAAUUAUAAAUUAUGUAACCAGUCUUCAUUAGAUAAUGUUAUAUUGUACUCAUUUGUAUAACCUUGUCAUAUGACGUCAAUAACAUGACAAUAAUAAUGUAAGAAUUUAAAUUCCGUUGUUCAGCGAUCUAUUUGGAUAUAUAUCCCCAUCAUGCCAUUAAUGCUGAAAUGAUUAUUAUAUACGAAUAAUGGACAUAUUUUUACAUCUAUAUACUUCAAUACAAACAUGUGUAUCCUGAAGUCUUGAAAUAGGCCUACUGUCAUGUAUCUUUUUCAAAAGCAUUGUGUGUCUUUACAAGUCAUGGUUGAAUUUAGCGGCGUUACCAUAACAUAACUGCAGAAAACCAAAUAGUCGAGUGAUUACUUUCUAUACAAUGUGUAGGUGUGAUUUUAGUUCCGGACGAGGAACUAGAAAAGAUGAGUCGAUGUGGUUGUUGGCGGUGAUUAUAUUUGGCCUUGAGAAAUUAAGCAUUCUUCCCUUGGGUAUUCAGGUUACUACCAGAGGGCUGUGCCACCGAGAGGGUGAAUGGGGCAAGAUCCCCGGGGACCAAGCGUACCAGGGGGCCAUAGAAAUUGCAGGUAGCAUUUGUUUUCAAUAUUUUUUCAAAAAUAAUAAUUACUAUCAGGGCCCUCAAUAAUGGCAUAGGUUCCCUAAUAAAUGGGGCCCUCCAGGUUAACAGCCCUCCCCCCCCCCAAAAAAAAACAAUGGUUUGCGCUCUUGGCGCAAACUUUCUCGCUCUUCGCGCUCCUAACUGGGGGCCCACACCAAACCUUGCCCCUGUUAAAGUUUCCCCUUUGGCGGCCCUGCUUGCGGGUAAACAUUUACCCGCAAACAGGUAUUUUCUUGCUACGUCUUUUUUCUAAUUAAAACCCGUUUGUGAGUUUGGGUAGUUAAUCGAUUUGAUACAUAUGCGGAUGGGGGAUACAUCUUAAUAUUGGGAAUUAAUAAUGCUUGAGAGGUUCAUUACAUCUAAGUUCAAUAAUAUUUUUAGUCCUGUCAGUAUAUCUUCCUCGAGUUCAUCUACGUAUGUGCCUUUUUGAAUGGUAAAGAAAAUAUUGUUUUUUAUUUCAUGGUUGUCACUGUAUUCUCCAAAAUACAAUAGAUAAGAAUAGAUAAGGCUCAGUAGUUGCUACCCUAUUAUGUGUCAGCCUAUUUGUACUGAUCUAACAACCCCCACCCCCUUGCUAAGAGAUAGAGAAGUUUGUGGUUUCCAACUUGACCCACCCCCACAAGGCCUAUAGUUCUUCUGAAAACAUCUAAUGAACCGCUGAUGAGUAUGUAGAUCAGGACACCCUUUUUGGCUAUAAUUGCAUGAAUAUUAGGCCUCCAAAUGCUUUUUACUUAGGGUUGAGUCGGUAGUAGUUUAAUAAGAUGGCAAUACAUUAGUAGAGGUGGAUAAUUUUCCAACAGUAUGAGCAGAAUUUCCUCAACUGGGGUUUAAAAUUCUUUCAUAGGGUAAACUAUUUUUAAUGGAGGGUUUCCUAACAGGGAUGAUAAAUGUCUUGACUGGAUUGAAAUUUGUGUUGGGAUUUAUAUCUAGAUUGGUAGGAAUUUUAAGGAAACGAUGAAAGGUAAAUGGUGUGUUGCUUGUUAUUGAUACCUUCAUAAUUUGUUUUAAGCUGUUAUUUUCUUUUUCGUUUUUGCUCUACACUCCCACUUUAAAAAGUUGCAGCUGCAGAAGAUAGAUCAUUAUUUUAGUAAGUACAUUAACAUUACUUAAAUAUCAUAUCUAAUGUGGUGGGUUUUCUGAGGAAACUUAAUGAUUAUUAUUUUGAAAUACGAUUUCAGUGGUGCUACAUUAUAGGCCUUAUGCGUUUCUUAUGUUGACGUUAACCGUAAUUCAUGCUGCGUUGACGCCUGCGUUACUAUAGAGGGCGACAUACUGUUUUAUCACAAACCCUCCCGAAAGAUACGUCGCCUACACGACGCGAUACGACAAACGACUCGAAGGAAAAAUUAACGUGCUCGCACAUGUCAUUUUUCCAGACUUGGAAAAAUAAUAAUGUCAAUUUUUGUUUGCCAAGUUUAACCAAGCUGACACGCAAAUGAAACAAUAACUCGUUCAUUUUACCUACAGUAACUGUGAUAAUAAUACGAAUUUAUAAGCAUGCGUGUUACUAUUAAAUUAGAUAAUGCGCACAAACCAAGAAAAGGAAAACAUCUGCUCAAGGCCCAAAAAAUGAUCAAUAAUUAGCCUAGUACGUAUGGCCAUUGAACACGUUUUUGGUGAUUAAGUUAAUUUUUGACUUCAGGCCACUUAAACGAUCAAACAGGGAGAGUCUCAGAGGGUUUUUUCGAGGACGUAACAGAACUAUAGGCAUUCUGGCCCAGUUUGGUCAAAUUGUGAAUACAAAUUAAGGUUAUUAUAUUGAAAUUAGAUUCAGUGGAUUUUAAAUAAUGAUUAUUGUAUUAUUUAAGUCCAAACAACAGACUACCAUCAAUUUCUGAAUUAAACUGAAAUAUCGAUCUUAUACUGAUGGUGAUUUCAAGAACAGUAUUACUCGCAAGUUUUAAGUUGGUCGUACAAUGUAUUUGGUCGUCUCGUCCUGUUGCAAUGCGUCGCUUCGUUUGUCGUAAGUCGCGUUGUAGUGAGUGGGCCUUUGAAUAAUCGUCUUGUGAUGUUCAAUAUCAAUAGAGUGAUUCAAUUCGACAUUUAUAUGAAUUAAUCACAAUGUAGUACUAUUAUUACUGCUAUUGUUAUUAUUAUUAUUAAUAUUCUUUAUCAUCAAUAUUAUUAUUGUUAUUAUUAAUAAUAUAUUAAUAUUAUCAUCAUCAUUAAACUAAAAAUGAGGAUUUCAGCUUCUAGAAGUUUGAAUCUUGUGUAUAAUAGUAUUGUUACGAGUGAAUAAAUACGGCUUUUAAUGUUGAUUAAUGUUUUAAAACUGGGAGUUUACCACGAAUAUGAUUAUAAUGAUAAUCAAAUUUAGUUUGCUAUUCUUUGUAUCAUUGGUGUUAAAGCUGUAUUGUCCCCUGGGAAAAAAAUCAUAAAAAUGAUUUUGAAGUUAACGUGCUAAUUUUGCAUUAACAUACAAAUUAUAAACUUGAGCAUAGACAUUAGUGAAUUACAAAAAAAUACGUACACUGAUUUUUAUACUGGGUAAUGAUGAAAAAAAAAAGUUGAAACACACCAGUGACUUCGCUGUAACAUUAUGGGUGAACAUUUUUAGAUACACUAAUAUCUAUGUUCAAGUUGAUAAUUGUUAUGUUACUUCAAAAUGAGCAAGUUAAUUACAAAUAUUAUUUUUCAGAUAUUUUUGGUAAAUUUGGUCCCACCAUUCCCACCAUAUUGGGUUCUGUCACCCCAGCUGUCACAAAAUGACACUCUUAGGCGAGUUGUCUCUGGUGCAGAAAAUAUGUUUUAAUUAGUUUUUCCCCGACAGAUGUUACUGCGAUUUUCCGACGGCAGGUGUCCCCGAUCUGGGCCAAUUGUCCCCAAAGUCUGGGAUUGCUCACCCUCAUUAAUAUCACACAUCGUCAUAAUACAGUAAUGUGAAACAAUGAGAAAUUUACACCACUCGAAAAGUUUUGCCCUUGAGAAUUUGCUUUUUCUUCAGAGGGCGCUGUUCAUACUUCCAACGCCCACGUUAAGUAUUUAUUUUAUCAUUUAUUAUUUAAAUAGUGAUCCUUUGCUUAAUGUGAAAAAAAUGAUGUUGGAUAUAGUGUUUAUAAAAAAAAAAAAAAAAAACAUCUAAAAUUGACAUUGUCUGAUUCUAAACUAUCGGAGCUUCCUCCCUGAUCAAAUUUAAAUCAAAAUUCAUACUAAUAUAAGGUACUCUGUAUAAAGCAUGAUGAAUAUUUGCUCAACGAUAACAUUAUAUCAAGUCUUCAUAUCUUCUUUAAUCAUUAUUUACCCGAUAUUAUACAAAAAGUAGAAAAAUAAAAAAGAAAGUUAUAACAAUAUGUAGGCCUAUGUAGUGUUAAUAUGGGUGUUCAUUGUGUGAUGAUCAAAUAUGGUGAUACAACCUCUUUAUAGAGGUCAAUAUACAGUAUUAUAUAAAUGUAAUACCUAAUUAGGCGAAGGCGAUAUUUUCACCAGUCGUAAAAAAACAAUUUACACAGGUUGUUUGUGCAUGCCCAUUUAAAAUUACGUUUGUGAGAUUAUGGUUCGUAAAAUAAAGGCCCAGACUCAUAGUAACUUUAAAUAUAAUCUAUCCAGGGUUACUGGACAUGUGUAAACGAUUGGAUUGGUUUAAUUAUUAUUGUAUUGUAUGUAAACACAUUUGCAAUGAAGUGCGCCAUCUUCGCCCAUAUGUGAGAUUGUAUAACGUUAGUGGCGGGCUUCAAGUCAAAUUUUUUCCUUUAAUGAUAUAUAUUUUUAAAAUUAAUCAACAACUUUCUUUAGUAGAAUAUUUCUAUAUUUUUAUCAAUAAUAGUCACAGAUGGCAGUUUGUGCCGCUAAUCUUUUUUUUUUUUUUUUUUUUUUAACAGUAACCAUUUUCAUAAGUUUACCACGUCGUUGGGUUUUUAUCUUAUACAAGAUCAGGAGGAACACGCUGCUGAGACGUUUGUACCCGCUGUAGUGUGUUGGACAUUCUGGCUUGGACAUAAUUGUAAUGUAAAUACUGUAUGAAAUAAAUGUCUAUGUUUGCUAUGAA